Cuscuta europaea is the source of this 2321-nucleotide messenger RNA. Lineage: Eukaryota; Viridiplantae; Streptophyta; Magnoliopsida; Solanales; Convolvulaceae. The record is from the annotation of a GenBank genome assembly.
UUUGACAGGAAAAGAAUCAUGAAUUAUACUCGAUCAACUCAAAAGACAAAUAAGCUUGGCAUCGUUGGGUGAAAAAAAAGUGCUAGAACAUGAACUAUGAACUUAGCGUCUAUGCCUAGAAGUGAGGCAAUAAAAAAUGAAAAGAAAGGUUAAAAUUGUCCGACGGUGGAGAAAAGUGGGUGAGCUAAGUAUUAAACAGGAUGCGCGCAGCACGGCCUUUUGCCUUUUGCCUUUUGCCUUUACUUUCUUGCGAUUAAUAGGGGUCUGGGAGCACAUCUACCAUUUCAUCAACCAUUUCUUAUACGGAGUAAAUUCAAAUAGGGAAGAAGACAAACAUAUCAAAUUCAAAGAUAAAAUAUUGAGACCCAAUUCAUUUCUCUAUCAUCUCCUUUUCUGAAGAUGAGGCCCGGAACAAGGCUCAUCGUUCUCCACCCAUCACUUCACAAACAGGGCCUCUCUGCUCUACCCGCUGCUUCUCACCACAUCCUUGUUCUCGUUUUCGAUGUUUCGUCGCAUUCUUUGAUUCUCUUUGCACUCUUGUUUUCCGGCAAAGAUGCCGUUCCCGGAACCGGAACCGACGCAUCGGCCGCAUCAAGAACUCAGUCUCCCCCAUCUUUGAUUGACGAGCUUCUACACUAUGCGAGUAUCAAGUUGGUGUUCUCCGGAAGGUUACAACUUGUGGUAAUACAGUGUGGGUAUCCUCUUUUGAGGGUAAUAAACUGUGGGUGGGUAAGAUAUAACUAAAGGGUAUUUAGGAUAAUUUAGUGUUGAUCAAAGCCGAUCCUAAGAGUUUUUUGGUCUGAGUCGAGCUGUAAAAAAGGCCCUCAAGAAUUUUUGGGGAGGAAAGUUGAAGUUCAUGUCCGGAAUUCCGAACAGGAACCGCCAUCCGGACGGCGGCGUUUGACCGUCUUCCAGGUGGAAGUUUUUGAUGAAAUUUUUAUUUCCUGUUUUUCCUCAAGUCUACUUUAUCAACAAAAAAUGUCAGCUAAAAAUUCGAUCGAGAAGGUCAUCAAAGGGUUUUUUUAAAGAUAACUAGGCCAAAAUAUACACAUAAAACGCAGUUAACAUCCAAAAAUUAUUUAACGGCCUUCCCGGUUGAAUUUAAGCUGAAUUUGUUUGUAAAUAAACUAGACUUGAUAUGGAACAUGCCAUAAAAAUUUCAUCAAAAACUUUCACAGAAAAGGCGACCAAAAGCCACCGUCCGGACGGCGUUUCCUGUCCGGAAUUCCAGACAUGAACUUUCCUCUAUAUAAAGGUAAUUAAUAAAUUUACAGGGCCCUAAUUUUUUCCCCAAAUUUGUGGGCCUGAGGCAGUUGCCUCUUUGCCUCACGUAGAGGUUCGGCUCUGGUGUUGACAAAGUUACCAAAAAAACAAGCGUAAAGAUUUAAAUGGGACGUCCCAAAAAGGGAAGUGUAAAGAUUUAAAUGGGACACAGGGGUACUAUUAUACUCCGUAUAUGGAUGUAAAUAAAGUAGGGGAGAACAAAAAAACCGAAAAACUAAACUGAAUCGAUCAAUACCGAAACCGACUCAAGACAAAAUUGACUAAAACUGGUUAACCAUUGGCGGUUCGGUUUACGGUUUCACCUUUAGCGUAAAACAACUGACCGAACCGAAACCGACCGACAAAAAACUGACAAAAACAUGCUAAAACCGACUGAAACCGAGAAAACUGAACGAAAUUAACCGAAACCGAUUCAAGUAGUGCGGUUCAGUUUACGGUUUCACCUUUUCUAAAACCAAAACCGAUAAAACCGAACUGAUAAAACCGAAACCGACGAAACUGAACCGACAAACACCCCUAAUAUAAAGUGGUGCGACGUAACUAAUGUCGUUUUCAAGUAAAUAAAGAAAAAAUGCAGUUAUAUAUACUACUAAGUAUUGUGGAAUGAAACAUUGUAUGUGUAGAAGUCGGUAAAAUAUGAAGUACUCCGUAUUAAAGUGCUAUAUUAAAAUUCAGUGCUACUUGAUGGGGUAUACGAGUCUAGACCCCGGGACCCACAUACUCAGAAGAAUAAGAGGCACAACUGUCACCCAGUGGGGCCUCAAUCGGCCUGAUGGCCCUCCAUCGGCCAGAAAGAUAUCAACUCAAAACAUGGUCCAGAAGCCACGAGAACCGGGUGUCCCCGUCGGCCAUGGCUCCGUCGGCCAGACCCUCGUCGGCCACAGAAAGCUCCCAGAACCGGACUUCACACUUAAUUACUUCUACAUAUUUUGUACUCAGCCCAAUAGUGGCCCAAUUGUAAAUGGGCCUCCCAAGCCCAAGACUUGGGAGUCCAGUCCUAAUUUCUUCUAUAAAUACUCCCCUUGGGAGUAGUUGUA